ACGUUGUGAAGGCGAAGAGUAGUGCCCCGCUGAAGAGUAGUGCCCCUUAGUCAAGCUAAAGUCGUCUAGGGAAGUGUUUGGCAAUGGCUUCCAUCUCCACUCCACCUGUUGUAGAUCAAGAUGAAAAACCAAAAAGCAGGAGACCUAAGGACACAAAAUUUAAGCAGCAGAAACUUCCAGCAUGGCAGCCUAUUCUUACUGCAAAUACAGUAUUGCCAGCAUUUUUUGCUAUUGGCAUUGCAUUUAUUCCACUAGGAGCAACUCUAUUGUAUGUAUCAGACAAUAUCAAAGAAAAUGCAUAUGACUAUACUCACUGCAUAAAUAUUAAUGCAUCAGAGAAUACAAACGAGACGUGUGCUGAGUUCCUUAAAAAUAUCAGCAAUGCUGGGGAAACAUGCACAUGUCGUGUCACCGUCACUCUUGAGGAAUUCAGUGGUACCGUGUAUAUGUACUAUGGAUUAACCAACUUCUAUCAGAACCACCGUCGCUAUGUCCGAUCUCGUGAUGACAACCAGCUCAAUGGUCAGGUGAUGGAUCCAAGCCAACUUGCGGAUGACUGCAACCCAUACAAAACAACAAGUUUAAAUGGAUCUACCCUUGGUUACGCACCAUGUGGAGCUAUUGCUAACAGUCUGUUUAAUGACUCAUUCGAGGUAGUCUACAAGACCAGGUGAUGAUCUGUUGGACUUCUUAGUACUGGAAUCGCUUGGGUUUCGGAUAAGACUGUCAAGUUCAAAAAUCCAUCUGAUUGGCAGCUAGACAAGUAUGUACGUCCACCAAACUGGAAGGUAAAUGUAUGGAACAAGUGAGGGUAUCGAAAUGAGGAUCUUAUUGUGUGGAUGCGCACAGCUGCUUUGCCAACCUUCAGAAAAUUUUACCGCCGCAUCGAUCAUACCAAGUCAGAGUUUAGCAAUGGUCUACCAGCUGGCACAUAUGAAUUCCGGAUUAACUACAAUUAUCCUGUUAUAGCUUUUGAUGGCACUAAGAGCAUCAUCCUGACCACAUCAUCAUGGAUGGGUGGCAAGAAUCCUUUCUUAGGUAUCGCAUACCUGGUUGUUGGCUCUUUGUGCAUCAUCCUGGGAGCUGCAUUCCUCAUUGUUCACCUGAAAUGGGGCAAGAAAGUAGAGUGGUGGAUUAAAAAGUUUGAUGAAGAUCCCUUGGCGUUUUCCAAUGUGGAAGACGAACAGCAGGUUGAAGGCCGAGCGAUGUGAUCAAUGUAACAAAUCGUGAGAACUACUAAGGUCGUUGGCUGAUGUCUGGAAAGACUGCACAUCUCUGCUGAUACUUUGUAGACGCUAGCUGAGUCCUUGCCCAUUCUACAGUAUCAUGUGACAGCAGACAUUUCAUCUUAAAGUUAUUUUCUCUAAGGACUGCAGCAUGAUCACAGCUGUCUACGAGCAUUCCAGAUGUAGGACACAUUAAAACAGGUGACAGAAUUGCUACAUUCUGUAUUAACUAUAUAUGUCAUGGGUGGUGAAUUUCUUCAUAGGAGCUAGGUUCUUGUCUUAAAGCAGAAUUCUUGGCCUCAUUCCCAAGCUUUAUUCCAGUUUGUACCAGAUGCCCUUUUAUUCAGCCAGUGUUAUACUGGUAUAUGGACAUUGAUGAGUAUUUUAGGGUCUUUAUGUUGGGUUUUUUUUUUUUUUUCUGUGUUCCUGUCCUUGUCACCUAGAGAAUCUACUUCUUACUUUAGUAUUUGGGGUUGAAACUCGACUUUUUUUCCACUUUGUUAUUUGACUAUGCUACAUAAGUAUUGUAGCCUAUGCUUGGCAGUGUUUCAGAAAUAUUAAGUACAUGAUGAGGAGUGUUCAGUUAUACAGGGCCUGUAAUUAAUCUCAUUCACCCUUGCCAGACAUUGCACAUGGAGUAAAAUGGGGAAAGAUUGGCAGGUAUUAUCAAUGCUAUGGCACUUGAGCCAGGUUGUGAAGUGUCCAUUAUUGCUGGUUUGCCUCCUUACAGACAGAAGCACGUAUAUGAUUCCAUUCUCACAACCUUGUAAUCUGUGAUGCAACUUGAUCUUUUUCAACUCUUCUCCUUGUAAGAGAUUAUUGCAUAGAGAUUGUUUCGAUGCUGAAGAUUUGGGUGUUGUAGUUCUCUGCAGUAUAAUGUAUAGCUCUAUGUGGAAACUUUCUGCAAUCAUCCUGGCAGAGUGGGGGGGAGGUUUUGGGAGAUUGUGAGCUAAUAAUUACAGAUUUUUAGGUCUGGCACACACACACACACAGAAAGGAGGGGUUCCAUUUUAUACUUCCAUUUACAAAAAAAAAAACCUAAAUAAAAUCUUUUAAAACAUUUAAAAACAGAACAACAUUUAAAGCUGGCUAUAUGCAAGUCCUAUAUUAAAGGCCGAUGUCGCGGUGGGCGUUUUUAAAAAUGGUUUCGCCCGUGCAAGGGAAGGUAAGAGUACACAUGGUGCUGACUUUUACAAGUGGUCAGUUUUCCCUAAUUGCUACCCUGCCCCGAGGCAGGGUGGAGAUUAUUCCUACCUUCCCUCCAUGGGCGAUACCACUCACUUCCCCAAGGUGGGAAGAUAUCGGCCUUUAAGUUCAUUUAGCUGAUUCUUUCUGUGGCAUUGUUACAGAAACUUUGUUGCCCAAUCAUUGAAGGGAUAUAUUAUUUUAAUGUUGAGUUGAGCUAACUCUGAAUUGUGGUUUGAAGUCUGCACUUGUAGUGUGUCAUGCUGUAAAUGAAACCUCUCCCAGUCUGAUUGUGGAUGAGAUAGCCCGUGAGGGAGACUGAUGGUGUUAAUUUCUUACUUUUCUUUGUUUUAUUUUGAAAAAGUGGAGGAGUAGAAGCAGGUGCACUUUACAGUUAAUCAGUGAUGCAUGUCAGGGAUACAUUUCAUGGGACAAUGAAUGUUGUUUAAACUGUGCUUUUCUUCAAUGUAUGAAUGAAACAAGAGUUUUGGUCUUGGAAGAUGGGAGAGAAUGUUCACGAUAAAGAUAGUUUUAAAUUAACUCCAUGUUUUUAAAUAUUAUGUAUGUGUGUAUUGUAAUUCUUUGAAAUACGAACACUUUGUUGUCGGUACAUCUAGUCUAUUCUGAAUAUAAUGAUUCUUUACUAUGAAAAUCAGACCAACACUCAUUGGAGUGUAACACUUCACAUUAAUCAUUAGGAAAAUAAAGAACAAGUCCAUACAUAUGAUUUUUUUUGUAAAUACUUAUCAUUAUUGCAAAAGAUUGUCAAUUUUUCUUCAUAACCUAAACCCAAAUGUUAUGAUUUCCAGAUUUAUUUUAUUCAUGUUUUGUUCUUUGCAUGAAGUGGAGUAUUUUUAUUUAAAUGACAGGCAUUGUUCAUAACAAAAAUACUGCUUUUAAAAAUCUGUGAAUAAUACUCAGUGUGUGCGUACAAACAUCACAAUGCAUAGAAAGAAGUCGCAAACACAGAAAAGUGUUGUUCACUCAUAUAUUGGGAAACAGUAUUCUUAACUCAAUCCUGUCACUUGAAAGAAAUGAUGCCCAUCUAGUUCCAUAAUUAUUCCAUUUGGUACAGACCAUUUUUAGUGUCACCAACCCCUAGCAUUUCUUUCCAUGAUUAAUUCUCAGGUAGAGAAUUUAAAGAACUUUAUUUUCUUUGGCUUGCCUUGUACAUACAGUUAUCUUUCUUGAACUGUGAUUUUAAUUUAUGAAUUUAAAUGCAAUCUGUGUGAAAGUCAAUGCAGAAAUUGAAUUUAAAAUGUCUUAGUAUGAAUGCUUAGAGAAAAAGUUCCAAAUGUAAACUUUGCUUCUACUUGUGUACAUUAAGCAGUAACCUUCACCCCAAGCAAUCACAAGUUAUCACUAUUUCUUUUAUAAAUGGAAAGUUCGAGUCAUGAAUGUGUCAUUUUGUCAGCUACCAAUGAAGUCUCAAAUAUACAGAUUAAAAUUGCAGUGUUGUAAUGUGCUUUUGCUGAGUAUUUCUUUACAUAGUUUCAGUGCAUAUUUAUCUUGGUAACUUUAUUUUUUAUUUGGGCGGUGUUACAUUCAAGACUUAGUGAAAGGUAUACUCCUUUGAAAUGCAUAUCUUCUAAGUACUUUAGUUAUCAGUUUAAAAAUAAAAUAUUAAAAGCA
Messenger RNA from Pomacea canaliculata, 4043 nucleotides. Its product is annotated as cell cycle control protein 50A-like. The record is from RefSeq and is a predicted model, not a curated record. Gene Ontology annotation, cellular component: Golgi apparatus; endoplasmic reticulum; plasma membrane. NCBI's taxonomy places the organism in Eukaryota, Metazoa, Mollusca, Gastropoda, Architaenioglossa, Ampullariidae.